Messenger RNA from Poecilia reticulata (guppy), 1573 nucleotides. RefSeq names its product F11 receptor, tandem duplicate 1 (gene f11r.1). Gene Ontology annotation, cellular component: bicellular tight junction. The record is from RefSeq and is a predicted model, not a curated record. NCBI's taxonomy places the organism in Eukaryota, Metazoa, Chordata, Actinopteri, Cyprinodontiformes, Poeciliidae. Gene Ontology annotation, biological process: regulation of membrane permeability; intestinal absorption; establishment of endothelial intestinal barrier.
CAAAAACAGAAAACUCAGUGGACGUGAACCCCCCAGGCCACGCAGCUGGACAAUUCAAACAGGAUUCUUGUUUUCUUCUACUUCGUCCUGUUCUCUUCUGUUUUCCCUGCCCCUGUGUGUAAAUGUGGUGGCUUCGUUUCAGUCCCGACCUGUUUUUCCACUCUGUCGUCACGUCACCUGUUGAGAUCUGAUAACCCGGAAGUGAGCGCUCUUGUUGUCACCUUAGGUUGCWGCUUUACAGGUGAGAGGGAAGCAGCUCGAGCUGGUGAAGUUCUUGGAAAAGAAGCAGCAAAAGAGCGAAACUAAGCUGUUUACUCGACGUGAGGAUUAUUUUGUGGAACUUUAUCUUCAUAGUUUAGGCAGAAAUACGGGAGAGGACCGAGUGUGUGAAAGAAAACAGCGAAGAAACAUGGGGCGCCUCGUUUCACUGCUUUUGUUCCUGUGCGCCGCGACAGGUUUAGAUGGAAAAGGUUUUGACGUCACAACCACAACUCCAACUCCGAAAGUAAAAGAAAAUGAAGGUGUGGACAUGACCUGCUCCUUUACAGCAGACUUUGGUUCAGAUCCCAGGAUAGAGUGGAGAUUCGUAGACUCAAAAGGCUCAGCAGGCUAUGUAAUGUUUGACAAAAAAAUAACAGAUUCAUACGCCAAUCGCGUAACAAUAUACAGCAACACAAAUUUGAGAUUCUCCAAAGUGACCAGUAAGGAUAACGGCGUGUAUUACUGUGAUGUGUCCAGCGCCAGUAGCACGCCUAAGAGUGCCAAGGUGGUUCUGACUGUUCUGGUGCCGCCAUCUGUACCAAACUGUGGAAUCCCCCAAACAGUGACGACGAAUACACGCGCCACCCUUACCUGCCAUGAUCCUAACGGUUCACCGCCACCAACAUACAGCUGGUACAAAGGCACCACCCUCCUUCCUGCCGACCCGAGCACCAAUGUUGCCUUCAAAAACGCCACCUACAAGCUGGAUACAAAAACAGGAAUGCUGGUGUUUCCUUCUGUGACCAAGAUGGACACUGGGGAAUACUACUGCGAGGUGAGCAACGAGGCCGGUCCUUCCCAGCGCUGCAAAAGUGUAAAGAUGGAAGUCCGUGACAUAAACACUGGAGGAAUUGUUGCCGGGGUAAUCUUUGGCCUUCUGUUGUUGGGCCUUUUGAUAUUCGGCCUUUGGUUUGCCAACAAGAAAGGAUAUCUUCCCUUGAAAACUGAAAGCAACAAGCAGUCAAGUGCGGCCUACAAACCUCCAUCAGUGUAUGGUGGUGGUGGUGGGGAGGAAGAUGAUGGGGAUUUCAAACAAAAGUCGUCAUUUGUGGUGUAGCAGGCGGCAGUCGGAAACCUCUGUUAAAUAUUUGUCUUUGAUUUUUUUUUUUUUUUUUUUUUUUGUAUUUGUGCUUUCAGUGCUGUUUUUACAAACCAUUUUGAUUCUCCUCAGAUAAUGAUUUCACUGUCACCCAUGUAAGAUUUUUAAGGAACCAUUUUGUACAUUUAUAGGUUUAGAUUAAAUGUAUCUUCUAUCUGCUGUUUUUGUCUGCCAGCAUGUUUCUGCUACUGAUUAAAGCUAAUGUUUGUGUUC